Messenger RNA from Bombyx mandarina (wild silkworm), 1712 nucleotides. It is a transcript of the gene Vha26, whose product is annotated as V-type proton ATPase subunit Vha26. NCBI's taxonomy places the organism in Eukaryota, Metazoa, Arthropoda, Insecta, Lepidoptera, Bombycidae. Gene Ontology annotation, biological process: proton transmembrane transport. Gene Ontology annotation, cellular component: proton-transporting two-sector ATPase complex, catalytic domain. The record is from RefSeq and is a predicted model, not a curated record. Gene Ontology annotation, molecular function: proton-transporting ATPase activity, rotational mechanism.
GUUCAAUAAAGAAGCACGUCUGAUAGGCGUAGACUUCUUUCCCCGAGCCAGUCAUUAAUUUUCUGGCUCUAUAUCGGCCGUUUUUCGUGUUAGUGGUGUUAAAAAUAAGCAGCAGCCAUGGCGCUCAGCGAUGCAGAUGUUCAGAAACAGAUCAAGCACAUGAUGGCCUUCAUCGAACAAGAGGCCAACGAAAAGGCCGAAGAAAUCGAUGCGAAGGCCGAGGAGGAGUUCAACAUCGAAAAGGGCCGUCUUGUCCAGCAGCAACGUCUCAAGAUUAUGGAAUACUAUGAAAAGAAGGAGAAGCAGGUUGAACUUCAGAAGAAGAUCCAAUCUUCGAACAUGCUGAACCAAGCUCGUCUGAAGGUACUGAAAGUGCGUGAAGAUCACGUACGUAAUGUACUUGAUGAAGCUCGCAAGCGCCUGGCUGAAGUGCCAAAGGACACCAAACUGUACUCAGAGCUGCUGGUCACACUUAUUGUGCAGGCUCUCUUCCAGCUCAUGGAACCCACUGUCACCAUCCGCGUCCGUCAAACCGACAAGGCUCUGGUGGAGUCCUUGCUCGGAAAAGCUCAACAAGACUACAAGAAUAAGAUCAAGAAGGAUGUUGUGUUGAAAGUCGACACUGAGAACUUUUUGUCGCCCGACACCUGUGGUGGUAUCGAGCUGGUUGCAGCCAGGGGACGUAUCAAGAUCAGCAACACUCUGGAGUCUCGCUUGGAGCUGAUCGCCCAGCAGCUGCUGCCGGAGAUACGUAACGCCCUCUUCGGACGCAACCCUAACCGUAAAUUCACCGAUUAAUUCAACGGUGAACACGAACAAAGUUUGUUGUUACUAACAAUUUAUUUUAAAAAAAAGAAAAAUUCGUAUUUAUGUAGAACUAUGAUAAUGUUGAAAUAAGUGUUUUCUUUUCUUCCUUUGCCUAAUUAAUUAUAUCGUUAUGAUGAAGCGUACAAUUUUACCUGUUAGAAUGUUUACUGAUGUAUGUUCCCGUUGACCCUUCAUGAAAUGUGUAAUCGUGUGACCCUGAAUAUUUCUGAUUCCUGAGCAUUCCGAUGUGCCCAUUCUACUUUUAACUGUACGUUAGUUUCGCCUAUAAAAACAAUUUAUUCAUAAGUAUUUUAUUGGUGCAAUUCAUUCAAAUAAUGGAACGUUCAAUGUAAUUUAGAUAAUAUAGUUUAUAGGAUUUGGAAACGGUUUAAUUAAGAUGUUACCACAGUUAACUAAGUCGGGUUAUAAGUCUAAAAUUCAAAUCGUUAUUCGUUACAGUAAUUAACGUAUUGGCACCUUCGUCGUUCGUAUAUUAAAGCACGUCCACGAUUUGGCUUAGCAACGGUAGAUCUUUUUUUCUGUUCUACGUAUAAUAAUAUGAUUUUAAAUCUUCCAUUAAUGUUUCGAAAUAUCGGUGUAAAUGUAUCUUUAUCUUUAGUAGGCAGUGAUUGUUGUCUGUGAGAUUGGAAGCGGACUGCAGCAUCCCAUGUUAUGUUCACUCAAAUCGAAGCAAAGAUUUGGCUGGGCGUAAUGUGGAGUCUUGUUUCAGUCUCACAGUGAAACAAUCCAAGCCUGCUGUGCUUAAUGUUCUUGGCAGUGUAACGAUUCGACUUGCUUUUGGCUGAAAUUAAUCCAUAGAGCACUGUUAGCUCAUAUGAAAUUAAAAAUUUUAUUCCCGCAUAGCACUGUUACAAAUUCUAUGUAAAUAUAAAUAUGUGUUGAAA